Xyrauchen texanus (razorback sucker) is the source of this 4970-nucleotide messenger RNA. Its product is annotated as CD82 antigen-like. The coding region runs from base 170 to 1285 and encodes 371 amino acids. NCBI's taxonomy places the organism in Eukaryota, Metazoa, Chordata, Actinopteri, Cypriniformes, Catostomidae. The record is from RefSeq and is a predicted model, not a curated record. Gene Ontology annotation, cellular component: membrane. The transcript has 9 exons.
GCACAGGCAAAGUAUAAUCAAAGAUACUGAAACUAGGGAAGGAAAAGGGAUGUAUAAAACUAAAAAUGCAGAGAGUUUGAACUUUCACCAUACCAAAUUGGACAAAAAACAGGGAUAACUGGUUUACUUUACAGGUUUCAUUGGAAGUUGUUGCAGUUUUUAACCCAAUAUGAAAGCAAACGACAAACUUCAGAUCCUGAAAUUCUUUCUGAUGCUUAUCAAUUCAUUCUUUGUGAUUCUUGGCAUCAGCAUUUUUGCAUGUUCAGCUUGGAUAUUUUUUGAUAAAGACAACUUCAUAAGUGUUAUAAGCGCUGGGCAGGAAGUAAAGCUGGUUGCUUGGGGACUCUUUGUCAUUGGUCUUGUUGUUGUUGGUGUGUCCUUACUGGGUUGUAUUGGUGCAUGUUUAGAGAACAGAUAUUUCAUCAUAUUUUAUCUGAGCUUCUUAAUUGUCAUUGUCCUGGGUCAGAUCUUCAUCACCCUAGUGCUUUUAAUACAACGAGGCUUGAUUGAGAAGUUUUUGACGGAAAGUGUGGCUGGCAUAAUUGUGAAUUAUGGAGGAAAUGAAACACAAUCGUCAUGGAGGCUUUUGGAUAGUGUGCAGAAUUCUGGAAAAUGCUGUGGUAGAGCAACACCAAAUGAAUGGAUGAAUAAUACAGUUAUUCAGUCCUUGAGUGAGACAGACAUCUACCCUUGCUCUUGCUUCAAUGAUACCUGCCCCGUAAUCCUAAUUGGAACACACAGCUUUGGAAAGGGUUCAAACAUCUAUAAAACGGGCUGUGGGACGGUUCUGGGAAACUGGCUAGGAAUGAAUAUCAAUGUAAUAUUCGGAAUGGACGGUGGGCUUCUUUUGAUUCAGGUACUGCAGUUCAUCUUUGGCAUUUACACCUACAAAUGCAUUGGCCGCAAAACAAGAGAGCUUCACCCCAUUAAUCUACUAAACGCUAUGGAGGAUGAACCUACAGUGGAACCCAUAGACCAGCAGUUUCACACAGACACCCAUCAGCCUGAAGUUCAAACCUAUAACCCGCUAACAGUCUGUGGCAAUGAUAAUGAUGGAAAUUACCUUGGUGAAUAUGAUCACGGUGGAUAUGAUCGCAGUAGCUAUAAUUACAAUGGAAAUGUUGCAGAGAAUUAUGAGCAGUAUAACAGACAUGAAGUUUAUGAACAGGACGGCAAUCUAAAUGACAACACUCCUCACAAUCUGCAACACACGCCGAGCUACAAUGGCAGUUAUGAUCAGCGAUAUAUACAAAAUUACCCUCAAAGGUACAAUGGUGAUUACUGAAACCAGAUGCCUUUCCCCAAGUAAUCUGAUCAGAUUGGGAUGGGCACAUUUGAGUGCUCCUUUAAAAAUAGCACUCUCUACAAAGAGUUAGCAAUGAUUUUUCUGACUAAAGACACUUAAAACCUUCACGAAAGUCCUUUGUUUUGUGUCACAGGAUGGGGUACUGAGUUCAGUACUUCUGACAGGUGGUUAAUGCAUGUUCCCAAGAGUAUCAUUUGUCAUUUUAAGACAACCACCGUCCGUCAUUCUUACAGAAUUCAUUCCAAACCUCUCCGGUCAGACACUCAACAACUCAACAUAUUUGAAAAAGUCACAUUUUAUGGUUUUAUGAACACAGACAAUGUACUAAUUUUCAAGAUGCAGAUUUUUUAAAACAAGUUUUCAGUUUUAUUUUAAUGCCCCUUUACAAGUUUAGAUAUAUUGUAUAACUGUAGAAGUGUAACAAUAUAAAAAUACUGACCUGAAAUCAUAACUGGUACAUUUUGAGAUGAUCCUCACAUACAUACUGUUGUCAUUUAGAAAUACUGUCAUACAUAUGGGAACAAAAUAAAGGUUUUAUUGAUGAAUAUGUCAAAUAAUAAUUUUAGUUAAUCUUUUUAAAUUAAGAAUAAAACUGAACCUGGUUUCUACUCAUACAUAAAACAUGGUAAUUUAGAAUUUGAUUGUCUAACCAAUAGCCAUGAUUAUAUCAGGCAACUUAUUCUGCAGUUUGUACUGCAGACGUGAAUGAUCCCCCAAAUUGUAAAGUUUCUAAAUAAUUUUUUCCCUGGCAUGUGAAAACAAACUGCCAAAAAAUUUCAGAGACUUGAGGAUCAACAGGGAACAAAUAAACAUUGCAUUUCAGAUGCAUGCACAAGUAAACCAUUAGUCAUCUUUAGCCUUUCGUGCCAUGGAUUUUCCAUGAUCUUAACUUUGAUAUUUCAAAGGUUGUUUUGUAAAUCACUGCAUUAUUAUUUCACCCAGAUCUGCUUUAUGAGUCAAGUGAUGAUGUUGAUGACACAGGGGGCUGGUGGCGAGACCAUUUAGUGUGUGUGAAUGUACAGUAUGUAUCUGUGUGUGUGAAGUUGAGUAGGCAAGUCAAGAGUGGGCUUUGACUGAAGUAUGAUGGACGACACUAUCUAUAGGCCAUAAAGAGCAGCAGUCUGUCUGCAUGAGAGGGUUCUUUGUUAAAGUCGCCCUGCGGUCGAUGAUAGCCAGGCUGACAUUAACGACCUUGUGCAGUGAUGAGUUGGCAGUCAUGCUUUACGACAACAGUUGACAGUGCAUGCAUAGAUAAUGACAAAUAGAAAGUUACACGGAGGGGAGCACAAUAUUUCCCACCCUCAAGAAUGAUGCACUCAGAAUGAGUCAACUGGGAAUUUUCAGGACUGUUUGGGAUACACUGUGCCAUUGACCCAAAAACUUAGAAUACAAAUAUAGGUGUGAAAUAAUCAGCAAAAAUGAAAAUUCUGUCAAUAUUUAGAACUCAUCCUCAUUUCGAACCCGUAUGACCUCUUUUCUUCCGUGGAACACAAAAAGGAAAUGUUUUAAAGAAUGUUCAGAGUUCUACAACGAAGGCAUAUUGUGACUACAGCUGGUCAAGCUCGAAAAAUGACAAAAAAAGCACCAAAUAAGUAGUCUAUAUAAGACUUAUAUGCUAUAAUAUAAUUAAUGCUAUAAUAUAUACAACACUUCUACUGUUCCUCAGCUGGUAGCAUGGCAUUAGUAAUACUGGGUUUGUUUCCCAGGGAACACAAAAACUGAAAAAUGUAAACCUUGAAUUCACUACAAAAUUUCUUUGAAUAAAAGCGUCUGGAAAAUGCAUAUAUCAGAUGAUCAGACUGAAAUUUAAGUCAUUUAUUCAAACUAAGCAGGAACCAGUGUCGUCACUGACAUCAAACCUGAUGCAACUUUUAUGGUGAUUUUUGCUUGGCAUCCCCUGGUCAUUAAAUGCUUUCAUUGAAUGGACAAGAGUAGUUAAAUGUGAAUUUUGGAAUGACAAGAGGGUAAGUAAAUGAUGAACAUUAAAUUUUUUAGUAAACUAUCACUUUAAAAGGGAAGAGUUUUUUUUCUCCCUAUUCUGAUAUCCAGUUAUAUUCCUAUACAACUGGCCUAUCCGAUAUUGUUCAUGUCAUUGCUAUGAGGAGAAAAACAGACACAGAGAAUGAGAGAGUGAUGCUAUAAAAAGUAAGAUUGAAUUAUGGGUUAUUAUGAGUUAUAAUAGUGUUGUCUAUCAUGUGAUGUGAGCUCAAUUCUCAUGCUCUCUGGCUCUCCUCAUAUUGUCAUGAAGACAAUUAGCUCUUGUUGUGCCGCCUGAUUGUGCGAGCAUGUUUUUAUGUGUACGUGGCCAAAAUUAGUUAAUAAUAAAAUGUGAAAAUGUUUGAGAAAAGAAUAUAAGUUUAAAUAUGUUCAUUGUACAUGAUAGAAUUUGAAAGCCACUAAGUGGAAUAAACAAGAGCCACAUUACCUUUUAAUUACUGGUACUACUACCAACUCCUAAUGUAUAAAUAUUGGGUCUCAUUCACUAACUGUGCAUAACUAUGUAUUUAUGUUACUAACGGUUUUUACAAGUUUUACAAGUUUGCACAUGCAAGAACGCGCGCACUAACACCCACAAAUCACACUCCUAUUGGCCUUAGAAACAUGAAAUGUGUUGAAGGUAGAGUUCAUUAAAAAAUGAAAAUUCUGUCAUAAUCCCUCUAAGUCACCAUUCACUUUCAUUUAAUUGAAUCUUAUUCCAUAAAGCGACAGUGAAUAAUGACACAUUCUGCUAAACAUCAUCCUCUGUGUUCCACGGAAGAAAGUCAUACAGGUUUGGAACAACAGGAGGGUGAGUAUGUAAAUGUAACAGAUCUUUCAUUUUUGGGUGAAUAUUUAUAGAAUUUACAUGAAUAGUCAUGAAUCAGUAGCUCGAUCUGGGAUAGGUUUUGCAUAAAAAUGUAGACUGUUUAGGCAUCAGGAAAACUGGCUAAUGAGAUGGUCUGAAACAAUAUAAUGUGUUGUCUAGGUCUUUAUAAAAUAUUUUUAUUGUGUUUCAACUGGUUUGAUAAUAGCACCCUUGACUUUAUUCAAAGAUCUUGCAGAGCAAACUUUCAUGUGAGCGUGCAUCUUUAGAGAGUGGAAGAAUAAGUUUGCAAAGAGUGACGAAUGACUGUACAGGUGUGGUUGAGCAGGAAGCCCUUAUUUGGAGAUUGUUUAGGCGUGUAUUAUGUUGCCAAGUCUUCUAGGGUUAGUUCACCAAAAAAUGUAAAUUAUGUAAUCAUUUACUCACCCUCAUGCCAUCCCAAAUAUGUUUGACUUUCUUUCAUCAGCUGAACUCAAAAGAUGAUUUUUAGAAGAAUAUUUCAGCUCUGAAGGUCCAUACAAUGCAAGUGAAAGGGUGCCAAAAGUUUGAAGCUCCAAAAUCCAUAUACGGGCAAAAUAAAAGUACUCCAGAUGACUCUGUUUUUAAAUCCAUAUCUUAUAGGUGUGGGUGAGAAACAGAUCAAUAUUUAAGCCCUAUUUCCUUCACUUUCACUUUCUCCUUUUUCGGUUUUUGGUGAUUUACAUUCUUUGUGCAUAUGCCCCCUACUGGGUAGGGAGGAGAAUGUAUGACAAAAAAUAUUUAAAUAUUUUCUCACCCACACAUAUCAUAUCAUGUCUGAACACAUGGAUUUAACCACUGGAAUAUUAUGGAUUACAUUUAUGCUGCCUUUAUGUGGAUUUU